Molecule: messenger RNA, 2415 nt
Organism: Amblyraja radiata (thorny skate)
Lineage: Eukaryota; Metazoa; Chordata; Chondrichthyes; Rajiformes; Rajidae
Gene: tmem39a
Product: transmembrane protein 39A
Exons: 9
Coding region: 342-1892 (516 amino acids)
Biological process (GO): negative regulation of autophagosome assembly; negative regulation of autophagosome maturation
Cellular component (GO): endoplasmic reticulum membrane
Source: RefSeq, a predicted model, not a curated record
CUGCAAUGGUGCCCGGGUGGUGGGUGUGUGUGAGCGGGAGAGUGAGAGUGGGCCCGGUCCCCGCCCGCCGCCGCCAUGGCCCCCCGCUGGUGCGGGUUACCGGUGGGUGGGGGCGGGACUUCCGCUCGCAGGUUGUGUUGCGGCGGCGGAGACGGCGCGGGGAUCGCCACGUCGGAGACUCGGAGCCGGGGGCAUAGACGGACGGGGUAGACCAGCGGCCCCACACGGACCACACGGCGGCGGCAUGAGGGUGGCGGGCGGCCACUGACGGCUCCACAUCCACCCGCCAUCCAGCGGCCCCAUGUCGGCCCCGCACCGCGCACUCUCCCCGUGCUGAGUCCAUGGUGGCGACGCGGCGCCGGAGCCGCGGGGUUAAUGUAGUGCAGAGCGUGCUGGCUUUGGGCGGAUCGAUCGCACUGGUGCUUAACUGUGAGCUGGUCCAUGCCAUGCCUGGUGGUCGGCGGGGUCCGAGUCGGCAGCAGCUGAGCCGCUCAGCGUUGCCAUCUCUGCAGACCAUCGUAGGUGGUAGCUGUGGCAAUGGGACUGGGAUUAGAAACAGGAACGGUACUGCCAUUGGUUUGUCUGCUCCUCCCAUUACUGCCUUGAUUACCCCCGAGCCGGUUCGCCACUGCUGCAUUCCUGAGCUGCCCACAGACGGGUGCCUUGUCUUUGAGCUACUCUUCUUCAUUUACUUGUUGAUGGCCCUGAUCGUUCAGUACAUCAACAUUUACAAAACAGUCUGGUGGUUCCCAUACCUUCAUCCUGCAGCUUCUACCUCACUGAACUUUCAUUUGAUUGACUAUCACCUGGCAGCAUUUAUUACCAUAAUGCUGGCCCGAAGACUGGUGUGGACUCUCAUUUCAGAGGCAUCCCAAACCAGUGCAACCUCUGUGGUGCGAUACACUUUGGUGAUAGUGGCUCGCUUGGUACUCCUCACGAUGUGCGGCUGGGUUUUGUGCUGGACGCUUGUUAAUCUUUUUAGAAAUCAUUCUGUGCUGAAUCUCCUGUUCCUUGGAUACCCGUUUGGUGUUUACGUGCCGCUGUGUUGCUUCCACCAAGAUAAUCGGAUCCAGCCAUUGCCCGCCGACUGUGGUUUUCUAUUAAAUGACCAGCUCGAUACGGGCACCAUCAGGCCAAAGGACUUCUUCACGCUUCUCCGAGAAUCAUUCAGAGAACAGUUUAAUAAUCCAACAUCCAUCCCCGCUCACACCUGCCCACUCUCUCCAGAUCUUAUCCGGAACGAGGUUGAAUGUUUGAAAAUUGAUUUUAAUAAAAGGAUAAAAGAAGUUCUCUUCAAUUCACUAUUUAGUGCCUACUAUGUAGCAUUUUUGCCUCUUUGUUUUGUUAAGAGUACACAGUACUAUGACAUGCGGUGGUCCUGUGAGCAUCUCAUCAUGGUUUGGGUAAAUGCCUUUGUGAUGUUAAUGAGUCAACUACUGCCUCCCAGGUACCGUGAUCUACUCCACAAAUCAGCUGCUCACCUGGGGAAAUGGCAGAAGAUGGAGCAUGGUUCUUACAGUAAUACACCGCAGCACAUAUGGUCUGACACAACGAUUUGGCCACAAGGUGUGCUGGUUCGACACAAUCGGUGCCUUUAUAAAGCUGUCGGUCCGUGUAAUGUAGCAGUGCCUUCCGAUGUCUCACAUGCCAGAUUUUAUUUUUUAUUCCACAAGCCAUUACGGAUGCUGAAUCUUCUCAUCCUGAUAGAAGGCAGCAUGGUCCUGUAUCAACUAUACUCUCUGCUUCGGUCAGAAAAAUGGAACCAUAUACUUUCCUUGGCUUUGAUACUGUUUUGUAAUUACUAUGUCUUAUUUAAACUUCUACGGGAUCGGAUCGUGCUUGGCAAAGCAUAUGCUUACCCUCUCGGUACCAUUGGACUGAAAUCUCAUUAGGAGACCCCAACAGGAGGUUGGGGGGGAUUGGCGAGAAAGGAUUUAAAGAAAUUAUUUUGAUACGGUUUCUAUUUUUCAUGCAGUGUUUAAAUAUUUAAAAUAUUUUAUAUUUUGUAUACUUGGAUAUUUUGAAGAGCUAUUCUCUGCAUAAGCAAGUUGUAUUUUUUGUCUACUUAGCGACUUCACGUGCUAAGUGUGUGCUUUGCUCCAUACAACAAGUGCCAUUUAUAAUUGCAAUAAUCAACGUGUAGUAUUGAUCAGAGGAAUAAAGGAUAAUGAUACAAGAAAUCUUUUUGCUUUAUCACCUGGAGGUCAUUUUUAGGCCAUUAUCGUCAAAGCAUUUACAUGAAUGGAACUCUUGUUUUCAUAGUAAAUGAUUAGAUUUAUGGAUGUUCAAAUCUGAACUUAUUUUAAGAUAUAGGGGUUUACAAAAUGAUGUCUGAAUAACGUCCAUUCUCCAAUUAUUGUUUACAUGAUAGCACCUCUUCAAGACAAAUGUAUCAAUAAAAAUGAACAUUCCUAA